CUCACCUUUCCAGAGUCUCACCCAGAGACAUCGCACCGUAUCUUACUUGUACCCGACUUCCCACUGCAUUCCGUGACUAUAUAAAACAAACGCUCAAAGAUGGAUCCGACCACCAACAACACGAAUAACUUGGAAUAUCUAGUAUGCGGCAAAGACGCUCCCAUCGUCACCCCUUCCACACCAGCGCAACCGACACUGAUCCAGCCUAUUACCACAAUCGUGUCUAUACUAGACAAUACCGUAUACGAUGAAGCCGAAGAGACGGAAGAUAGCGAGAGAACACUUGACUACGUCCGAGUCCAGCUCAAGGCUUUGAGAUACCUAGCAUCCUACCCGUCAGAUAUGCUCAGCGGGCGGCAAGCAUGCAAGUGGACGCAAAUGAUCUCGCCAUCGGAUUUCAAGCCAACAGCAAGAGAGGCACUGCAUCUAUGCUACUACCUGCGCUCCCAAGGCUUCGACACGUUUGCAAAGUUCAAGCGCGGAUACAUGAAACUAUACGUUGCAGACCAGGAGUCCAACAAGCGGAGUCCGCACACCGAUGUGCUGUAUUGGAAGCAAGAUGUCAAGACCAACGAUAUCAGGUAUGCGUGCUCUCCCGGGAUACCAGAGCCAGUAGUAGGAGGCAGACGCAACGCUGUUGCGACGCUAUCGCUACAUACCACAGAAGGUCGAUCGCUUUACGACCACUACUACGGUUACUAUGCAGAGCAACGAAGGCAAGACCAGCGCACACUAGAUAGUCUUGCGACUCUCAUGUCGGCAGCAGAAAUCCGGUUGCAGAACUUGGUCGCCGGUGAGAAUCCUGAUCCUGGUGAAAUUGAAGUCACGCUUAUGCAGCUUGAAGAAUACCGCGCAUUGCUCCGUGGGGAUUAGUAUAUCCACCCGUGUCGGAUGCCACUUGGAGACGUUCUAAGGGCAGUGUGG
Molecule: messenger RNA, 924 nt
Organism: Bipolaris sorokiniana ND90Pr
Lineage: Eukaryota; Fungi; Ascomycota; Dothideomycetes; Pleosporales; Pleosporaceae
Exons: 2
Coding region: 100-873 (257 amino acids)
Source: RefSeq, a predicted model, not a curated record